Dendronephthya gigantea is the source of this 1714-nucleotide messenger RNA. RefSeq names its product isocitrate lyase-like. The record is from RefSeq and is a predicted model, not a curated record. Lineage: Eukaryota; Metazoa; Cnidaria; Anthozoa; Malacalcyonacea; Nephtheidae. Bases 186 to 1448 code for a protein of 420 amino acids. The transcript has 3 exons. Gene Ontology annotation, molecular function: isocitrate lyase activity. Gene Ontology annotation, biological process: carboxylic acid metabolic process.
UGAUCAGCCAAUAGGAAACAUUGCCACGUUGUAAAUUAAAUUACUCUUUCUUUGUUUACAAAUACAUGUGCUGUGUUGAAGUUGAUCUUCAGUGUAGUGAGAACGUUUUACCUUUCAGUCGUCUUCAAGAAUUUCUUAAGAGAACCUAUAAUAUAUAACUUAUAUUUGAUUUAAUUUUUGGUGAAAUGGCUUCGUUUCGACAAAAUCGAUUCGCAGGAAUCAAGCGUGAUUAUACGCCAGAAACAGUGGAGCGUCUCUCUGGUUCAGUGAAAAUUGAACAAACCUUGGCUCAGCGAGGAGCAGAGAAACUUUGGGCUUAUAUGACUUCUGGAGGAAGCGAAUAUAUCAACGUCCUUGGCGCUUUAACUGGAAUGCAGGCGGUACAAAUGGCAAAGGCCGGAUUAAAAGGCAUCUACUUGAGUGGUUGGCAGGUUGCAGCUGAUGCAAAUCGCGCUGGUCAAACCUUCCCAGAUCAGAGCCUCUACCCUGCCGACUCUGCCCCUAAGUUGGUGGAGAGAAUCAACAACGCCUUUCAGAGAGCUGAUCAAGUACAGCAUAUGGAAGGAGGGCAUCAAAAAUUGGAUUAUUUCCUACCAAUUGUAGCUGAUUGCGAGGCAGGAUUUGGUGGCCCUUUGAACGCCUUUGAGAUCGUUAAAAACAUGAUCAAAGCUGGUGCGGCCGGCAUUCAUCUGGAAGACCAGCUUGCCUCGGAGAAAAAGUGUGGUCAUAUGGGAGGCAAAGUCCUGGUUCCUACCCAACAGUUCAUCCGCCUUUUGAACGCGGCGAGACUAGCUGCUGACGUCAUGGGAACGACCACGGUUAUCGUUGGUCGCACGGACGCCAACUCGGCCGGCUUAGUGACCUCGGAUAUCGACCCCCGGGAUAAACCUUUCCUAACAGGGGCACGGACACCCGAGGGCUUCUUCCGUAGUCGAGCCGGUUUGGACCAGGCGAUAGCAAGGGCGCUCGCUUAUGCACCAUACUGCGACGUUCUUUGGUGUGAGACGAGCAAACCAAAUAUUGAAGAAGCGAGAAGGUUUGCACAAGCAGUUCACGCGAAAUUCCCCGGAAAACCACUUGCGUAUAACUGCUCGCCAUCUUUCAACUGGAAGGCCAAUCUUAACGACCACGAAAUCGCGGUCUUUCAAAAAGAACUGGGACGACUUGGAUACCGUUUUCAGUUCGUGACGCUUGCUGGUUUCCACUCCCUCAAUCACGCCAUGUUCAAGCUCGCCCGUGACUACAGGGACAACGGAAUGACGGCGUAUACGAAGAUCCAGGAAGAUGAAUUCAGCCAAGCUAAGUUUGGCUUUACUGCGCACAAACAUCAACGCGAGGUCGGUGUGUCGUAUUAUGACGCCAUCGCUAUGGCGGUCAGCGGUGGCAGUAGUUCAGUUACCGCGCUCAAGGGGUCCACAGAGGACGAACAAUUCAAGCAUAAAUUAUGAGAUUUAUGACGAACAUUGUAAAAAGUGGCACAUGGUACAAAUUAUGAGAAAUAUAUGCCUGAAAUGGCGGGUCGGAGGUCGGUCAAUUUUUUAUAGUAAAGUUCUUGAAAUUCAUUGUAAACAACGCAGCAUCUUUAGUCCAUUCCAUUCAUUAAGAGUUUAUUUUGUGGUUGAAAUAAAUGAUUUUCCAUUAAAAAUGAUACCUUCAUAAUGAUGGUUAUAUUAAUAUAUCACCUAGUACUGAAAAUAAAUUUUAUUUUCUCUUA